Molecule: messenger RNA, 3606 nt
Organism: Myotis lucifugus (little brown bat)
Lineage: Eukaryota; Metazoa; Chordata; Mammalia; Chiroptera; Vespertilionidae
Gene: HKDC1
Product: hexokinase domain containing 1
Exons: 18
Coding region: 128-2881 (917 amino acids)
Biological process (GO): intracellular glucose homeostasis; glycolytic process; glucose 6-phosphate metabolic process
Cellular component (GO): cytosol; mitochondrion
Molecular function (GO): mannokinase activity; D-glucose binding; fructokinase activity
Source: RefSeq, a predicted model, not a curated record
AUUUAAUCUGUAGACCCAGUUCCCCAGCGCCUCCAGCCUGAACUGGAAGUGGGCAGCACUCUGGAGACCAGCGAGCCAACUGCACAGAAGUCUCUGACCACCUCAGGAGAAACCACACUUGGGGAAAAUGUUUGCGGUGCACUUGGUGGCGUUUUACUUCAGCAAGCUGAAGGAGGAUCAGAUCAAGAAGGUGGACAGGUUCCUGUAUCACAUGCGGCUCUCCGACGACACCCUUCUGGACAUCAUGGCGCGGUUCCAGGCUGAGAUGCAGAGGGGCCUGGGGAAGGACACCAACCCCACAGCCUCCGUGAAGAUGCUGCCCACCUUUGUCAGGGCCAUUCCGGACAGAUCAGAAAAUGGGGAGUUUCUUUCCCUGGAUCUUGGAGGAUCUAAGUUUCGAGUGUUGAAGGUGCAAGUCUCUGAAGAGGGGAAACAAAAGGUCCAGAUGGAGAGUCAGUUCUACCCAACACCCAAUGAAAUUAUCCGCGGGAACGGCGAAGAGCUGUUUGAAUACGUGGCUGACUGUCUGGCAGAUUUCAUGAAGACCCAAGGGCUGACGCAUAAGAAAUUGCCCCUGGGCAUGACCUUCUCUUUUCCCUGCUGGCAGACGAAAUUGGAAGAGGGUGUCCUGCUUUCAUGGACCAAGAAGUUUAAGGCCCGGGGAGUUCAGGGCACAGAUGUAGUGAGCCGUCUAACCAAGGCCAUGAAAAACCACAAGGACAUCGAUGUGGAUAUCCUGGCCUUGGUCAAUGACACCGUGGGGACCAUGAUGACCUGUGCCUAUGAUGACCCCUCCUGUGAAGUUGGAGUCAUCAUUGGCACCGGCACCAACGCGUGCUACAUGGAGGACAUGAGCAACAUCGACCUGGUGGAAGGCGACGAGGGGAGGAUGUGCAUCAACACCGAGUGGGGGGCCUUUGGGGACGACGGGGCCCUGGAAGACAUCCGCACGGAGUUCGACCGGGAUCUGGACCUCGGCUCUCUCAACCCGGGGAAGCAGCUGUUUGAGAAGAUGAUCAGCGGCCUGUACCUCGGCGAACUGGUCAGGCUCAUCUUGGUGAAGAUGACCAAGGCAGGACUCCUGUUUGGCGGCAAGAAGUCCUCCAGUCUCCACACUAAGGGCAAGAUUGAAACACGGCACGUGGCUGCCAUGGAGAAGUAUAAAGAAGGCCUUGCCAACACACGAGAGAUCCUCACGAACCUGGGCCUGGAGCCUUCGGAGGCCGACUGCAUCGCGGUCCAGCACGUCUGCACCAUCGUCUCCUUCCGCUCGGCCAAUCUCUGCGCGGCGGCCCUGGCGGCCAUCCUGACUCGCCUCCGGGAGAACAAGAAGCUGGUGCGGCUCCGGACCACGGUGGGCGUGGACGGCACCGUCUACAAGAUACACCCUCAAUACCCCAAACGCCUGCACAAGGUGGUGAGGAGACUGGUCCCGAACUGUGACGUCCGCUUCUUCCUGUCGGAGAGUGGCAGCACCAAGGGGGCAGCCAUGGUGACGGCGGUGGCCGCCCGCGUGCAGGCCCAGCGGAAGCUGGUGGACCAGGUGCUGGCUCUGUUCCGGCUGACCCGGGAGCAGCUCGUGGGCGUGCGGGACAAGAUGCGGGCUGAGCUGGAGUAUGGGCUGAAGAGGGACACCCACCUGCUGGCCACCGUCAAGAUGCUGCCCAGCUACGUCUGCGGGAUGCCGGAUGGCACAGAGAAAGGGAAUUUCCUUGCCCUGGAUCUGGGGGGAACCAACUUCCGCGUCCUCCUGGUGAAGAUCAGAAGCGGCCGGAGGUCAGUGCGAAUGUACAACAAGAUCUUCGCCAUCCCUCUGGAGAUCAUGCAGGGCACCGGGGAGGAGCUGUUUGACCACAUCGUGCAGUGCAUCUCCGACUUCUUGGACUACAUGGGCCUCAAGGGAGUCCCGCUGCCUCUGGGCUUCACAUUCUCAUUUCCCUGCAGGCAGACAGGCAUCGAUAAGGGGAUACUCAUUGAGUGGACCAAAGGCUUUAAGGCUACUGACUGUGAAGGGGAAGACAUGGUGGAUAUGCUCAGGGAAGCCAUCAAGAGGAGAAACGAGUUUGACCUGGACAUAGUUGCAGUUGUGAAUGACACAGUGGGGACCAUGAUGACCUGUGGCUAUGAAGAUCCUAAUUGUGAGAUUGGCCUGAUUGCGGGAACGGGCAGCAAUAUGUGCUACAUGGAGGAGAUGAGGAACAUAGAGGUGGUGGAAGGGGACGAAGGGAAGAUGUGCAUUAACACAGAGUGGGGAGGAUUUGGAGAUAAUGGCUGCAUAGAUGACAUCCGGACCCAAUAUGACAAGGAGGUGGAUGAGGGGUCCCUGAAUCCUGGCAAACAAAGAUACGAGAAAAUGACCAGCGGGAUGUACCUGGGGGAGAUUGUGCGGCAGAUCCUGAUUGACCUGACCAAGCAGGGUCUCCUCUUCCGGGGGCAGAUUUCAGAGCGUCUCCGCACCCGGGGCAUCUUUGAAACCAAGUUCCUGUCCCAGAUUGAAAGCGAUCGGCUGGCCCUCCUCCAGGUGAGGAGGAUCCUGCAGCAGCUCGGCUUGGACAGCACGUGCGAGGACAGCAUCGUGGUGAAGGAGGUGUGUGGAGCUGUGUCCCGUCGGGCGGCCCAGCUCUGUGGCGCAGGCAUGGCCGCCAUCGUGGAGAAGAGGAGGGAAGACCAGGGGCUGGAGCACCUGAAGAUCACUGUGGGCGUGGACGGCACCCUGUACAAGCUGCACCCUCACUUUUCUUGGAUAUUGCAGGAAACGGUGAAAGAACUAGCCCCUAAAUGUGAUGUGACGUUCAUGCUGUCAGAAGAUGGGAGUGGGAAGGGAGCAGCUCUGAUCACUGCUGUGGCCAAGAGGCUGCAGCAGGCACAGAAGGAGAACUAGGAAGGCCUCGUGGGGGGGCCCAAUGCGCCUUGGAUGCUGACAAGCUUUUCCUCUGGCCGAUGACUUGAUCAGGGACCAACAGGCAAGCUUCUGGCUGUCUUCGCCUUCGGGAUGGCUGAAAGAGAACCCCAGUUUCUCGGGCAUUCUUAGCAUUUUGUUACUGGUUUUCAAGGGGAGUACAUGAAAGCUCUAGUUGGCAUAUUUGGGUCCAAGAUGGGCCAACUUGUAAACUCAAAGCAUGUGGCCGGAGAGAUCCUCUUUCAGCAAAAUUUUCAGUUGAGGCCUGGCCUGUCAGUUCUCUAUGGCUUUGGGUCUUGUGGCUGCUGGAUUUAACAGCAUAUACAUGAUCUGCCAUGUGGCCUGGCUGGCUGAGCUCCCACUGGCAUGCUUCGGCCAUUUCUGUAGUAGGCUGAGCCCUCUACUUGAUCUCAUCUAACUUGUCCUUAACUUGUCAUGUUGACUCCAAAGACUUUAGAGUUCAGGCCCAGGAUGAAGGAGGAUUGAUUGCCAGGAAGCCUGUAGGAACCUUCUUUAUGCUCACAGAGAGUAGUGUCAGCACCGUGUAGGAUUUUUCUCAAUCCCAUGUGUCAUUGGGAAGGGUGUCAUUUGCGGGACCUGUUUUUCAUUUUACAUGUGGUUUGUGUUGCUAUUGUUAAUACUUGUUUUAAGAACUAUUGGGUAUAUGAAAUCCAGUAAAUUAAUAAAAAAUAUUUAUUUCCCAAGAA